Messenger RNA from Culicoides brevitarsis, 1958 nucleotides. Its product is annotated as coiled-coil domain-containing protein 6. The record is from RefSeq and is a predicted model, not a curated record. NCBI's taxonomy places the organism in Eukaryota, Metazoa, Arthropoda, Insecta, Diptera, Ceratopogonidae. The coding region runs from base 65 to 1339 and encodes 424 amino acids. The transcript has 5 exons.
UCCCGUAUCAAUUGUCGCGAGUCUCGAGCAAAAUUUCCCAAUUUCCAGCGUGAAAAGUCCCAAAAUGGAUACGAGUCCGUGCGAAAGCGAGAGUUCAUCGUUGGAUGGCGCGUCUCAGAUGCUUCCGCCGUCACCGGUAUCGCAGCAACAACUGCAAAAACGCAUCGAAAGUCUUACACAACAGAACAAAGUUCUCAAGGUCGAGCUGGAAACGUACAAGAUCCGCGUGAAGGUGUUGCAGGAAGAAAAUCGAAGUCUUCGACAAGCCUCUGUGAUUAUCCAAGCAAAAGCCGAACAGGAGGAAGAAUACAUCUCAAAUACGCUCCUCAAGAAGAUCCAGGCGCUGAAAAAGGAGAAGGAAUCGCUCGCACAUCACUAUGAACGCGAAGAAGAGUGUCUUACGAACGAUUUGUCGCGCAAAUUGGACCAGCUGCGUCAGGAAAAGUGCGAGCUUGAGCAGACGUUGGAGCAGGAACAGGAGUGUCUCGUGAACAAACUCAUGCGAAAAAUCGAGAAACUCGAGGCAGAAACGUUGGCGAAGCAGACAAAUCUGGAGCAGUUGCGUCGCGAAAUGGUUGAACUCGAAAACACGUUGGAACAGGAGCAGGAGGCGCUCGUCAAUAAGCUGUGGAAACGCAUGGACAAGCUGGAAGCGGAAAAACGUUCCUUACAAAUUAAGCUGGAUCAGCCGAUUUCUGAUCCAACGACUCCAAAAGAAAUCCAACAAAACAAUGAAAACGGUGAUACAGCAUCUCAGUUAACGGCCCACGUGGAUGUCUUGCGUUCCGAAGUCGAAAAACUCCGUAGUCAACUGGCAAAUUCCGAGAAACAGAGUCAACAAAAGUCCCAGCAAUUUGCGCAGGAGGAAAAAUGCAUUCGCGACGAAAAUAUGCGUUUGCAACGAAAAUUGCAAAUGGAGGUUGAACGUCGCGAGGCACUUUGUCGUCAUCUCAGUGAGUCUGAAUCGUCGCUCGAAAUGGAAGAAGAACGCUUAUUCAACGAGGGAAUCUUGACAUCUAGUCGUCAACGAACAAUCAGCAGUCCAGUGCCACACAGUCCAAACAGUAGUCGUCCAUUAAGUCCCGGAGCAGGUGUAACUGGUCGAUGUUAUGCAUGCGGGCAACUCUUCGGUCGUCGUACGAGCGAACGUUUCAUCAAGCCUGCAAUCCCAAUUCCACAACUUAACACGUCAGCUCCCAUUGUGCUCAAUUCCGGCAGUAGUUCGUCGUCGGGACACCAUCACCAACACGUUGCCAAUAACGCUGCAACUCCUGCCAAUAACUUACUGACUCCCGGCAAUCCUCCGUCGCCCAUGGACACGUCAAUUUACAAAGAAUAAGCAGCUCGACUGAUGACACUCUUAAAAAAAUCCAACUUUCCCGAUAAUCCUGUUGCGAAAAAAAGGCAAAAAAAAAUCGCUUCACGAAAAAAAAAACUUAUCUGCUCUUUCAAAAAAAUAAGAAAAAAAAUUAUUUAACACAAAUUUAUAAGUGUUUACAAAUAAUUACAUUAAUGAUGGUAAAAAUCAUGAUAAAAAUAGAAUUUAAGAAUUUUUUAUAUCAACAUUGUAUGGAAUAUAAAAAUUAACACAAAACAUUAAUUAUAAUCUUCACAGCAUAUUCAUUCAAAAAAAAUUAAAAUAACCCAAUUUAUGAUAUUGCAAAAAAAAUGUACUAAAUAUUGUUACGCAAGACAAAGAAAAAAAGAGACAACUAAAGUUGUUGCAAAUAAUUAAUAAUAAAAAUUAAUUAUUAUAAAAUAUGGAUAAAAUUGGUAUGAGAUGUAAGAAUUUAUUAAAAAAAAAUAUUAAAUUUGUUUACUGUUUAUCGUCUAACGAUUAUUAUUAUACCUAAAAUUAUUACUUUAGAACCUAUGCAAAAAAAGGAAAAACUGAAUUCGAUUUCAAAAAUUGUUUAAAAAUUAUCUCAUGCAUAAAAAACACAAAACUGAUAAUGUUG